AUGGAACCACAACGGCUUCAUGAACACUUACGUGUUUCCAGGAGAGGAGAGCUGCCACACCCCGUCCACCUGGCGCAGGAGCGCGCGCGGCCGGGCCGAAAAGACGAGGACUGGCACAGCUUUGGGCUCAGCUACGCGGAGACGCUGCGCCAGUGGUGGCGGAACAUGCGGGACUUCGAGGGCUACUCCUUCGAAGAGUACCCGGAGCGUUUCAGAAGGCUUUGGAAACAUUACUUGAUGUGCAGCGCUGCCUCCUUCGCCCGAAGGAGGGACGAAACUGUGGCAGAUCGUGUACACGAAGCUGCGGAGCGAGAGGCCAGCGGACCUGUCUCACUACGUGCGCUCGGUGAAGGUAUCCUGAUUUCUCCACCAGGGUCUCGAGGCUCAUUUUAUUCUCACAGGCUGCUUGAUGGCAGGCAGUCUUUCAGGUUCACGUGUUGCUUCACAUGCUCCGUUGCAUUUUGCUCGCCGUAG
Messenger RNA from Prorocentrum cordatum, 474 nucleotides. NCBI's taxonomy places the organism in Eukaryota, Dinophyceae, Prorocentrales, Prorocentraceae. The record is from the annotation of a GenBank genome assembly.